Populus nigra (black poplar) is the source of this 1899-nucleotide messenger RNA. RefSeq lists its product as uncharacterized. Lineage: Eukaryota; Viridiplantae; Streptophyta; Magnoliopsida; Malpighiales; Salicaceae. The record is from RefSeq and is a predicted model, not a curated record. Gene Ontology annotation, cellular component: nucleus. Bases 123 to 1622 code for a protein of 499 amino acids. The transcript is spliced from 9 exons.
UAGUAUAGUGCGUAACUUUCCAAAUCACAGCUCGCGAAGAAAAAUUAAAAAACAAAAGAAAAGGAAAAAAAGUAAACCUCUCCGUUUCGUUUUGUCCAUUUUCUCUCUCUCUAGCGCCGAGAAUGGCAGAGGAGAUGCAAGAGCAAGCCACCGAGACGGUGAAAAAAGAAACGCCCGACGAGUCGCUCGAUAUCGAGUCCCAAGUCAAGGAAGCAAUGCUCUCUCGCGUUAGCCACUUCAAAAAACAAGCCGAUUCUCUGACGUUUGAGGGGGUGCGGAGACUGUUAGAGAAGGACUUGGGAUUGGUCAAAUUUGCGUUGGAUGUGCAUAAGAGAUUUGUCAAGCAGUGUUUAUUUGAGUGCUUGGAUGGUGCUGUUACUGACAAUGCCUCCAAGGACUCUGGGGAUACAGUGGAAAAACACGUUGAUUCUCCAAAAGAAGUUACAGAAUCACCUGAAAGACCAGAUUUGAAAAACAAUAUAAAGGAACCUUGCUCUGAAGAAGAGGAAAAAAUGGAAGACUCUCCUGUAAUGGGCCUUUUGUCAGGAAAAAAAACAACAAAAUCAAAGGCCAAGGAUACUCAAGCAAAUGAGGUUAAAGAAGUUCCAAGUGAAGGCAGCAUAAAGAAAGCCAUGAUGAGACGGGCUUCUUAUAUCAAAGCUAAUUCCGAGGAAAUUACAAUGGCUGGACUUCGUCGACUCUUAGAGGAAGAUCUUAAACUCGAUAAAUUUUCGCUCGAUCCCUACAAGAAGUUCAUUAGCAAGCAAUUAGAUGAGGUAUUAAAAUCUUCUCAAGUUUCUGAACCUAAGAAGAAAACUCUUAAGAACAAUUCUCAUGGUAAAGCAUCUAAAGAGGUUAGCAGUAGAGAGAGCGCAGAUUCUUCAGAUAAAGAGAGCGAGGGGGAAGAUGAAGAGGUAAAACCAAAGAAAAAGAAAAUUGGUGUUGAACGAAAGAUGCAGAACUCCGAAGGGUCUAAAAAGCGGAGGAGAACUGAAAAGGAAACCAAAGUAUCUGCCAACAAGCGGAUCAAGCCUUUGGAAACAGCAGCAGAGGACAACAACGAUUCAGAAGUCAGUGGAAAUGCUUCAGAAGACAACAAUUCUCCAUCAUCAGCAGAAAAACCAGUCAAGAAAAAGGAAGCUUCUACUCCAGCAUAUGGGAAACACGUGGAGCAUCUGAAAUCAGUCAUUAAAUCCUGUGGGAUGAGUGUGCCUCCUUCAAUUUAUAAGAAGGUGAAGCAAGUGCCUGAGAACAAACGUGAGGCUCGGCUAAUAAAGGAACUUGAAGAAAUUCUUUCUAGAGAAGGAUUGUCAUCAAAUCCUUCUGAAAAAGAUAUCAAGGAAGUCAGAAAGAGAAAGGAAAGGGCAAAAGAACUUGAGGGCAUUGACUUGAGCAACAUUGUGACAACUUCACGUAGAAGGUCUGCCACCAGUUUUGUAGCUCCACCAAAACCAAAAGUGCCAGAUGAAAGUGAGAGUGAUGACACUGGUGAUACAGAAGAGGAUGAUGAGGAUGGCGAGGAGGAGGAUGGCAAUGAUGGAGAUAAUGAUGGAGAUGACAACAAGGGUGGUGAUAGCCCAACUGAAGAGGCUGAUGAGGAUCAAGAUGAUGGCAGCGACUGAGUCCUGUACAAGCUGACUUGACAUGGAUGAAAGAAGCUUCAACAAUAAAGAGUAAGUGGGUGUAUUCGAAGCCUCAGCCAUUGGAUUACGUGGGUGUAUUAUGUGUACCAUAUUUAGUUCUAUUUUUUUACUUCUGGUUGUAGCAAUAGAUAGCUUUUAUGGAAAAUUUGUUUGCAGCUUUGCCUAUUAGGAUAUGUUUAUUGCAGCUGCUCUAGUGACUUGUACAGGGAUCUUCUCUGGAAAAUUUAGCUAAAAUUCUAAGCUAGGAUUUUUGUAA